This is a messenger RNA of Diachasma alloeum, 3533 nucleotides long. RefSeq names its product GRIP and coiled-coil domain-containing protein 2. Bases 239 to 2671 code for a protein of 810 amino acids. The record is from RefSeq and is a predicted model, not a curated record. The transcript has 3 exons. Lineage: Eukaryota; Metazoa; Arthropoda; Insecta; Hymenoptera; Braconidae.
GCACACAGCAGUUUGGGCUUGUGGCAGCGUAUAUAUGGGAAGCCUAAAAUCGUCCAUAUUGGUGAAAACGAGCGCCGCCAUCGAUAAUUAGCGGUCCCAAUUAUCUCUGCAUAAACUAUUGAAUAAAGACAUAACCUGAACAGUCUGUGACUUUUCUCAGUGCUAAAUAAUUUCAAUUCGAAUGCUGGAGCAGAUAGAUAUAAAUCCGUAAAUCAAUUUAUAUCAUUCAAAUACCAAAAUGGAGAGAAAUAGGAGUGUGAAAUCUUUCAUUGCUUCUGCGAAGGGGUACUUGAAGUGUCCCAAUGAUACUACGACAGCAGUACUUCAACGUGAUUUAGGAAUAUUAACAGCCCCCCAGGACGUGUCGAUCUUUACUUCAGGCACACCAAUAGCCACGGAUUUCUACGAGACCCUCCACACCCUGAUCUCUACCCUCACCCCCAUGAACCCCCUCCUCUGGAGCACCCUGGACGUCCUCCACACCCUCUCCUCCUUCCCGGCCUCCCUAGCCUCUCUCAUGCACAUCUACAAAUUCCCUCAGCUCCUCUCCCCCUUCCUCUCCACUUCCCUCAUCCCCGAAAAAAGAAUGAAGCUCCUGAAGCUCUUAAAACGCCUCACCAAGGGCAUAAAAAUCCACUGGCAAGAGUCCCACCUCCCAGCGUUAAUCCAGACUCUCACCCAGUGGAUAAACCCCUCCCAGGACACUGAGCUCAUCACAAACUCCCUCAGUCUCCUCAUAAACCUCUGCAGAAAGAAUCCCCCGGCUAUUUACACCCUGGUCGACUCAGUAAACAGUAAAAAUUUCCACAGAAAUCUCCUCAGACUUCAAACGAACACGUCAAAAAUCCAAAUUCUGUGCUGCAAGAUCCUUCUAAUCAUGGAAGAAACUAAUUACGAACUUCCAGAGCAGUUCAUCCUUAAUUUUUUGGAGAUUACCUUUAAGAUAAUCGAAGAGACGCUCGAAGCGAACAAACUAAAAUUAUUGAACGAAACUGUGGACUUUUUCGAGGAAGUCAGAUGUCAUGAGAGGACGAAAAGUUCCCUGAUCACCUACGAAGAUUACACGAAGAACCUCAAGAAAAUCAUGGAAAAGCUCGAGGGAAAGAGUCCAGAGUCUGUUGAAAUAAUUUCUAAAUUCUUCACUUCAAUCCUGAAAUUAAAAGUUUCAGGGAUUUGUCAGUUCCACCCACAGCUUACGAAGGUCGCCAUAAAUAGUUUGAAGAAAUUCAGAAUUUCUAUCAAUGGUCUUUCCCUCCUGAAGACUGUUAUCAUAGACUCAAGGAGGAACAAGAACUCUGAGGUGCCCUCAGACCCUCACCUGGACUUUGUGGUUUCCCUGAUGACCUCGGAAGGUGUUCUCGGGGAUGAUCUCCUGGUGAUCGAGGUGAUUCAGUUGAUUCAGGAGCUGGCGAAGAUAUCCAAUUACAGAAUGUCCAUCAGUCAGAAUGUCCCAGAGCCCAGAAUCAGGGAGAUGAUGAGGAAAAUCCGUGAAGAGGACCCCAAGAGGAUCAUAAAGAACGUCUCGACUCCUCUCUACGUAAAUCUCCUCUGUCUCAUCUCGGAUUUGGCGACUUCCGACUCGAAAUGGCUGACUCUAUAUACUGAGCUCAUUCAGAAUAAAAAAAUCCAGAUGAUCAUAGCGGUAUCGAUAUUCAGGGGUGAUUUUGAGACGAAAUCGAAGACACUGUCUCUGAUUUCUUCAGUUGGAUUCAAUCAGGAGUGCAUCCUGGGGGUCACCAAGUGCCUCACAGAACUCGAGAAAAUUUUUCUGAUUGAAAAACCUUUGGAGAUGUCGAGUUUCGAUCCGAAAAUCGAGGGUUUCGAGAAGUCGAAGAAACUCUCGCCUCAGGAUUUAGAGCGACUCGAGAGGAUUUUGGAAAAAUAUGAAGAGAAAAUCGAGAAGAAUGACAUGGAGAAUGUAUUUAUGACGGAGAUGAUGGAGCUGUAUGAGACCAAGAUCAAUGGAAUGAGAAAUACUGAGGAGAAUCUGGGGAGAUCUUUGAUUUCUGCUGAGAGAAAUGCGACAUUUCUUCAGCACAAGAUAUCCCAGAUGAAUUCGGAAUUGACGAAGCUUCAUGAGCUGUUGUUUUCUUCUCAGAAGAAUGUUGAGAUUGUUCAGGGUGAGAACUGCAAUCUACAUGAGAGAUUGUCAGGGGCUGAGAAGGAGAGCAAGAAGGUCCAUGAGAUUCAGAAAAUGGAAAUUCAGGGGUUGAGGAAAAUUGUCGCUGAAAAGUCGAAGACGAUUGAGGAGUUCUCGGAGGUGAAGAGAGAGCUGGAGGUGGCACUGGAGAGGAUCGAGGGCUACGUUAAGAAGUUAAAGGAUUUGGAGGGGGAGAAGGUGGGGUUGAAGAAGGAGAAUCAAGAGCUAAUGGAGAAGAAUAAGGAUUUGGGGAAGAGUAUUGGAAGGCUGCAGGAGAGGGUCGCGAAGAGGGACCAGAGGAUUCAGGAGAGGGAAAGGGAAAAUGAGGCCCUGCAGGAAGCGAUGGGAGCCCUCAAGCAGGAGAGCGCACAGCUGAUGAGACAGUGCAAGAGCUAUGAGACUGCAAUUACCGAGAAGGAGGAGACUAUCAAGAAAUUGGAGACUGAAUUGACUGAUUUGAGCAGGAUGAGAGAUAUGAUCUAUUCGCUGACUGCUCAGAAGAAGGACAGUGCGCAGAAUGAGACAACUUGAUACAAUUUUUUGUUGAGGUGACACAGGCGAUGAGGGAGGGGUGAAAUUAGACAAAAUUUUAGGAGCAGACGAUUCAGGUUAGGGAGAAUGAGGGCCUGCAGGAGGCAAUGGGAGCCCUCAUGCAGGAGAGCGCACAAUUAAGACAGUGGAAGAGUUAUGAGACUGCCAUUGUCAAAAAGGAGGAGACUAUCAAGAUAUUGGAGACCGGAUUGACUGAUUUGCUGAUUGCUCAGAAGAAGGACAGUACCCAGAAUGAGACAACUUGAUACCGUUUUUUGUUGAAAGGACACAGGCGAUGAGGGAGGGGUGGGACUAGAUAAGAUAGACUUUAUUUUUCAACUGAUUACAAAUGAAUUAUUUUUAACAGUUGCAGAGAUUUAAACUACAAUUAUCUUGAGAUUUUUCAUAUAAAAUAGAGAAGGAAAAGAAAAAAUGUUCUCACGACGAAGAUAACGGAGCUGUAUGAAACAAAAAUUAACAGCAUGAGGGUGAGCUGAGGAGAUUCUAUAUUUCUGCUGAGAGAAAUGAGAUUUUUCUUCAGCACAAAACAUAUCUUUUAUUGGGCGAAACAGAAGAUGAGGGAGGAAUGGGAGUAGAUAGGAUAGACUAGUUUUCAAUUCAUGUGGAAAAAUUAUUUUCAAAGAUCGACUUUCAUUUAUCAAAUGACACAUUAUAAACAUUCAUGCUCAACAAAUUGGAAAAAUGGACUCAUUCUCUUCCAGUGAACCACUCCAUAGGUCAGUUGAAUUUAAUUCGUUUUCAACGUUGCAAUGAAUGUAAAUGGUAAAAAUCAUAAUGUUAUAAUAAUUGGAAGACAAAAAAUUUAUGUAAAAAUGUAAUUCAAUUUUGAAAAUUUAGUUUU